AUGCAGUUGUGUUGUGAACACAUAAAUGGCUCCUGCAUAAAGAGCAGCUGGUCAAUCAGCAUUCGUAUUUCCAUGUAUAUCUUCAUGGUGUGUGUGAUCCUGGCUACCCUAGCUGGCAAUUUGACUGUGAUCAUCUCAAUAUCGCACUUCAAGCAGCUCCACACCCCGACCAAUUUCUUAAUCCUCUCGAUGGCCACAGUGGACCUUCUCCUUGGUUUCCUUGUCAUGCCUUAUAGCAUGGUGAGGUCGGUUGAGAACUGCUGGUAUUUCGGAGAAUUCUUCUGCAAAAUCCACACCAGCAUCGAUAUCACUCUGAGUACAGCCUCCAUCUUCCACCUCUCUUUUAUCUCCAUUGACCGCUACUAUGCCGUGUGUGACCCACUGCGAUACAAAGCAAAGAUCAGCACAGGGGUCGUAUUGAUCAUGAUCUUUGUAAGUUGGGUCUUCCCUGCUACAUUUGGCUUUGGGAUGGUCUUUUUGAAGUUAAACAUGAUUGGAGCAGAAGAGACCUUCUAUAAGCUCAUCUACUGCGUGGGAGGCUGCUUUGUCUUCUUCAAUGAAACGUCAGGAGUGGUGGCCUCCGUGGUUUCCUUUUACAUCCCUGGAUUUGUCAUGUUGUGUGUCUAUGGGAAGAUAUACACUAUAGCCAAAAGGCAAGCCAGGUCCAUUAAGGCUGCUGCAAACCAAAUACAGAUCAGAUUUGAGCAUCACAUUUCACACAGCAGAGAACGAAAAGCAGCCAAGACUUUAGGCACUGUGGUCGGUGUCUUCCUCAUCUGCUGGUUCCCAUUCUUUUUCUGCACGGCAACAGACCCCUUUAUGAAUUAUGCGAUACCUCCCAUUCUCAUUGAUGCCCUGGUUUGGUUUGGUUAUAUGAACUCCACCUUCAACCCAAUUGUUUAUGCGUAUUUUUACCUGUGGUUUCGAAGGGCCUUGAAGAUGAUUGUACUGGGGAAGGUUUUUCAGCAAGAUUCAUCCAGGACUCAGCUCUUUAUGGAGUGA
This is a messenger RNA of Podarcis muralis (Common wall lizard), 1002 nucleotides long. RefSeq names its product trace amine-associated receptor 1. NCBI's taxonomy places the organism in Eukaryota, Metazoa, Chordata, Lepidosauria, Squamata, Lacertidae. Gene Ontology annotation, biological process: G protein-coupled receptor signaling pathway. The record is from RefSeq and is a predicted model, not a curated record. Gene Ontology annotation, cellular component: membrane. Gene Ontology annotation, molecular function: trace-amine receptor activity.